AUGCCGGCCCUGCAGCAUCUGGCGACCAGCUCUCGGCCGCCCGAGGGCAACCGGCUGCCCGCUCCGGCCUUCCCGCUGACAGUCAACCCAGCCUCGCUGGAAGGAGGCCGGCGGCUGAUGCCUCGCACGGUGGAGGGCCAGAUCACCAUGGAGAAGACCCCCAGCUACUUCGUCACCCGGGAGGCCCCCCAGCGCAUCUUCAACAUGUCGCGGGACACCAAGCUGAUCGUGGUGGUGCGCAACCCGGUGACACGGGCCAUCUCUGACUACACCCAGAUGCUCUCCAAGAAGCCGGACCUCCCCUCCUUCGAGGGCCUCUCCUUCCGCAACCGCAGCCUGGGCCUGGUGGACGCCUCCUGGAACGCCAUCCGCAUCGGCCUCUACGUGGUCCACCUGCAGGGCUGGCUCCGCUUCUUCCCUCUUUCCCAGAUGCACUUUGUCAGCGGCGAGCGGCUCAUCACCGACCCGGCGGGGGAGAUGGGCCACAUCCAGGACUUCCUGGGCCUCCGGCGGCUCGUCACGGAGAAGCACUUCUACUUCAACAAGACCAAGGGCUUCCCCUGCCUCAAGCGGAGCACCGAGGGCGGCCCGCCCCGCUGCCUGGGCAAGUCCAAAGGCCGGACUCACGUCCAGAUCGACCCGGACGUCCUCGAGCAGCUGCAGGACUUCUACCGCCCCUACAACGUCCGGUUCUACGAGACGGUCGGGCAGGACUUCCGCUGGGACUAG
This is a messenger RNA of Gekko japonicus, 729 nucleotides long. It is a transcript of the gene HS3ST2, whose product is annotated as heparan sulfate-glucosamine 3-sulfotransferase 2. The coding region runs from base 1 to 729 and encodes 242 amino acids. NCBI's taxonomy places the organism in Eukaryota, Metazoa, Chordata, Lepidosauria, Squamata, Gekkonidae. Gene Ontology annotation, molecular function: [heparan sulfate]-glucosamine 3-sulfotransferase activity. The record is from RefSeq and is a predicted model, not a curated record. The transcript is spliced from 2 exons.